AUGAAUUUAGAUAAGGAAAGAACUUCUAAUCCUGGAAAAGGUUUUGGAAGUUUAAUGGGCGAUGAUGGUGGAAAAGCUGACGUGAAAGAUGAAGAUGCCUUAAAAUUAAUUCAAGCCACACAAAAAAAUUUAUAUCAAAAACAUCAUAGUUUCAAUGGUAUAGAAUCGGUGGGUCAAAAAUCUUUUUCGCGCAUUGAUGCACCUCAGGAUUAUGGUUUUUAUCCAUCUGAGACCACCUUGUCCAAUUCUAGAAUGUGCAAACAAUAUCUCGAAAAUAAAUAUCACGUAAUAUUUAAGAUUAUUAAUAAUAAUGAUGUAUAUAAUCCUCUUUUGGUUGUUAAAAAUCGAAAAGUCGAUGUUAAUAAUGAGGGAAUAAAUGACCAUAGUUCGAUAUCUGUUAAUAAAGUUCGUCAAUCAAUAAAUCGUGGGAAAACUGGUGGUUCUGCUUCCCGGCGAAAAACGCCAAAUCCAUGGCACGUUACGCACAUGGAAAUUAUAAAAGACUAUGAACAAAGAAAUAACAUUAGUGAUAUGUCUACUUCUUUUAAAAACUCUGAUUUAGAAAGUUCUAGUUAUAAUAAUGUUGAUCACGUACCUCAAAAUUCCCUACUUCAUAUGGGGUCUGAACUUGUUACUACCAAAAAAAAUUUACCUUAUCGUAGAUUAUCCCAAAUUUUUGUUCCUCCAUCGCAAGAGAAAGAAGAAUCAAGACUGCCAACAGAAGGUGGACGUCGUGGUGGAAAACAUUCGAGAACUUUGAGCUUGAAUGAAGAUAUCACGUCACCUUUAACCAAAGAUGAUCAUCAAAGCAAAUCUAAAAGGGGUUUAUUAAGCAUAUUCAAGCGUAAAGAUAGAAAACAUAAUAAGCGAGGUCGAUCUGAUACAGAAAUUGAUGACAAUGGUGAUGGUCAGGUUGGAGCAAUCAAAGAAUUAGUGGAUCACUCUUCAUCUUUACCGACAAUUAAUUUAUCUUCGGGUGAUCCAUCUCCUAAAAGUUCUUCUGAAGAUGUUAGACCUUUGCCUGAAAAAGAUAAAGAUUUCCUAAGCAUCUCAAAUAAUGUUAAUGUAUAUCAUUCUAAUAAUGACUUGGCUGAGUAUGGUGUAAAAUAUGACAAUGAAAUGCUCAAAAAGCCAAAUCGUGACACUUUGAUCGUGCUUUCUGAUGACACUUCUAUGUAUGCGGGUUCUAGCAAUGGUUCUUCGGCGAGGCAUUCUAUGGAAUUCGACUCGAUUAAAAAUACCCAAAUGGAUAUUUAUUUAUCUUCGCAUUCUACAUCCGAAGCCUUACAUGUUGAAGAUCAUCUCAAAAAACUCAGCGAAGAUGAAAAUGUAAAUAAUAAAAUUAUAGACAAUAGUUCUGAAUCUGAAGAGGACACUAAAGACGAUGAAUUAGAUGAAGAUGAUAAUAUUGAUGAAACAAUUAAUGUCGAUCUUGAUGUUCUUCCACCAAAUUUAAGGAAACUAUACCAAAAAGAGAAUAGUCGAUAUGUGGAAUUGAAUAUCAGAUCAAAUGAUGAUUUCAAGUUUAAUAAAUUUGUUCGCCGUAAAAGUAGGUCUAAGUUUGAAUUAGAUAAAACUUUAUACGAUCUCCGGAUAUCUCUUGUUGGGGAUGCAUCUCAUAAUCAGAAAAGAAUUAAUCAGAACGAAACAUCUUUGUUGAUUGAACGAUGUGAUGAUUAUAUCAAAGAAGCAACAGAAUUGUUUAAUAAACAUGAGCAAAUUCUAUUAGAUAAAGAAGAAAUUAUAGUUAAAAAUAAUUAUCGUUCAUUUUCAUCACAAAGUCUAACUACUGAAGGAUAUCACACACCCAUGGUAUAUGAAUUGAAAAAAAAUAUUGAUGAGAAGACAAAAUCCUUGAAUGGUUCACUGAUCAAUAUUGAAAAUACAGCAAAUAAAUUAAAAACUCAACAUAACAGCAUUUCUGAGGAAAUGAAAGCUAUGUUUGAGACAUUUGAAGAUAUUUCACUCUCUGUGAAUCAUGAUUACUUUCAUGAGCUAAAAAUUCUUGAAGAUAAUAUUCACAUCUUAGUUUCAGAGAGUGGAAAAUCUCUUUUGUCAGAUAUAUUUUACUUAAUGUUGUCUUAUGUGCUUGCUG
Messenger RNA from Dentiscutata heterogama, 2095 nucleotides. The record is from the annotation of a GenBank genome assembly. NCBI's taxonomy places the organism in Eukaryota, Fungi, Glomeromycota, Glomeromycetes, Diversisporales, Gigasporaceae.